Messenger RNA from Cynocephalus volans (Philippine flying lemur), 982 nucleotides. It is a transcript of the gene SMKR1, whose product is annotated as small lysine rich protein 1. NCBI's taxonomy places the organism in Eukaryota, Metazoa, Chordata, Mammalia, Dermoptera, Cynocephalidae. Bases 1 to 510 code for a protein of 169 amino acids. The transcript is spliced from 3 exons. The record is from RefSeq and is a predicted model, not a curated record.
AUGGAGCAUGCUGGAGAAAAGGGCCAAGAGCUUAGCUCCUCCAGAAUAUCUUCAACUGCCCCCAACCUCCACCCUCUUCCUAUCCCACCCCCACCACAUCUCAGGGCGGGGUAUGACAGCACCCCAGCACAUUCAGACGCUCGCAGCCUCGGUGCGGCGCCUACCGGUGCCGGCGUGGGACGAUCUCCGUGGCUGGCUGCAGCGAGUCUGCCCGGCUCCGCGGAGCGCCUGUGCCCGCCGCGCGGCGCCGCGGGAGAGGCCCCUGAGAGGCGUGGCGAGGUCCUGGGCCGGCGGCGGUUCGGCCGGAGGAGGCCAGGUAAAGAGAAAAGAGGAAAAGGCCAGCGCAAGGCUCGCGGGAAGCAGCAGAAGAAAGCAGAGGUGGACAUCCUGAGCCCCGCGGCCAUGCUGAACCUCUACUACAUCGCACACAACGUGGCCGACUGCCUGCACCUGCGCGGCUUCCCCUGGCCCGGUGCGCCCAAGGGGAAGAAGGGGAGGAACAAGACUUAGGGGACAGCACCCGCCAGCGCACCUCUGGAACGGAGAACAGAACUUGGGGAAGAGAAAUCAGGAUAACACGACUAUCGCAAGCAAAAUAGAUUUUACCGAAGACAACUUGAUAUGCAGGCUCAGUGUGCUUUUCUGUGGUAGCUAAUGAUUAAGGAAUGCAUUUUACUUCCUCAGCUAAGCCAGGUAGGGUUAGCCACUUGGGUUUUUCAGAAGUUGGGCGGUGGGAGGAGAAUGAGUAAUUCCUACACAGUAUGGUGGAAUUGAUAGUACUUUAAAAAUUAUAAUUCUGGGUCAGAAUUAAACCUUGCUCUCAAAAAGAGAGUUCUAGGGCCGGCCCGUGUCUCACUCGGGAGAGUGUGGUGCUGAAAAAGAGAGUUCUAGUUUGCAUGAGUUUUCUUUUGCCAACAGGGGUUUGUUAUUUGGAGAAGAUACAGUAGAAAGCACAGGAUUUCCUUAUGAACAUUCCUUAAUU